Molecule: messenger RNA, 273 nt
Organism: Ogataea haglerorum
Lineage: Eukaryota; Fungi; Ascomycota; Pichiomycetes; Pichiales; Pichiaceae
Exons: 1
Coding region: 1-273 (90 amino acids)
Source: RefSeq, a predicted model, not a curated record
AUGAUCUUUUUUUUGCGGACAGCGGUGAGGCAUAAGCGGCAUGAGCUAGUGUCAUGCAGUUUGUGCGGUGUCGAUCGCAGCGAUGAGGCACACCUCACACCUACAUUUUUUCCCGUUCGAGGCGCAAUUUUUCAGCAGCCAACGAACGGUCUUGCUGCAUUAACCCAGCAGACAGGGCACAAAAAUGAAGUAGGCCUUGAACUGCAAGGCCCACUUGGGCUUGCAUCUUCUCCUGCUAAAAGGAUAGGCAAUCAUGUCAGGGCCAAUGGCUAA